Molecule: messenger RNA, 1515 nt
Organism: Neospora caninum
Lineage: Eukaryota; Apicomplexa; Conoidasida; Eucoccidiorida; Sarcocystidae
Exons: 7
Coding region: 1-1515 (504 amino acids)
Molecular function (GO): protein binding
Source: RefSeq, a predicted model, not a curated record
AUGAGUCCAGACGAUCAGGAAAAACCGUGUCGUCGCUCUGAGACGCUAUCAGAAAUCCCGGUUGACAGAGAAUCUGGAAGAGAGGCUAUCGUAACUCUCUUGCAGGCUGCAUUCUGUAAGGGACCGCGGGAGGUCAGCGCAGGACUCCACAGAGCCGUGUCAGACACAAGAGGAGGCGAGCUAUUACAAGCGGAGGCAGGUAAUCCGGCCGAAAUCGGAUCGCUUCUACCUGCCUUCAAGGAUGGUCUGGGGAGGACAGCGCUGCAUUACGCUUGCUUGGGGAAGCGUCCCGUUAACGCAGAAUGGAUUUUGAAGGCGUGUCCCACCAUAGUCGAUUACAAGGACAGUACCGGUGAAACUGCUCUGAUGAUGGCGUGUCGGGCAGGAGAUGUCGUCAUGGUCAAUUUGUUGCUGAACUUCGGCGCGGAUGUGAACAAGAGAAGCCAAACCGGGGUCACCGCUCUCCAUUUAGCAGCUGAGAGCGGCGAUGAGGCGUGCGUGAGAGCGUUGGUGGAUGCGGGUGCAGUCAACUGCUUUGCGGAGGCAUCUGGCAGCCCGUUGCAGUACGCAGUAAUGAGUAACCACUACGGGGUGACAGAGGUGCUGUUACAAAAGGGGGCCGAUCCUGAUUACCCAUUCAACGUGCAGGGGUCGCAUCUAUCGGUAUUCCCACCGCCUCUGUUGUUCGCGUGUAACGCGCGUCAGGAUAGCAUCGCAGAGUUGUUACUAAAUAACAACGCAGAUCCGAAUCUGCAAGACGAACACAAUUGGACAGCGCUCCAGUGUGCCGCAGAGAAUGGAGCCUACAGGGCGGUGGUGGCCUUGCUCAAGGCGGGGGCGGACCCUGACGUGGUGACGCAGGGAUUAACAGCAUUCGAUCUAGCCAUGCAGCACCAGAACUGGGCGAUUGCAGAUAUUCUAAAAGACAAAACGGCCCUUUUAAUCGGCAAAGACCAAAUUUUCACUGCGCUGCACGAGGCUCGCCGGAAGCGUUAUGAGAUGGAGGCUUUCGCAACAGAAGAACAUAGGGAAGCGGAUGACGAGAUUGUAGAUACUGAGGCUCACCAGCAGCAAGUGGAUGACGCGAUGAAGGCGAAGGCAGAUGGGGAUGCCUUCAACGAAUCAGGGGAUUACGCUCUGGCCAUCGACAAGUAUACGCAGGCUCUUGAGCAGAUGCCGGUUGACAAGACGACGAAGGAAGCACGGGCGAUGCUAUACGCGUCGCGGAGCAUGAUGUAUAUAAGCUUGGGGGAUCUUGAGUCAGCGGAAACUGACGCUCAUAAAGCUACAGAACUAGACCCUCUGUGGAGCAAAGGGUACGCGGUGAAAGCCCGUGUGUACAAGGCGAAGAAUCAGACUGAGGAGUACACGAAGCACCUGUAUGAGGCAUGUACACGACAGAAGACUAGGGAUGAUGAGCUCAUAUCGGAACUUAAGAAAGCCAUAACAGUGUCUAGGCGGAACCAGACAAAACAGCAGCAGGCUCCGCCUACCGUCGUCGAGAUCAAUGGGUGA